CAUCGAUCAACGGAAAGAGCUGAAGAUGUCGGCUUGGUCAUAUGAUCAGCGGUGUCCAAUCACAGCUGCCUGACAGCUUGUGAGUAGUGGAGAGCCGGUAAUUGGCAUCCCUCUGAGGGGACAUGUACACUGAUCAUCAGGGCACUGAUGAUCAGUGUGCCCUGAUCAGUGUAGCCCCAGCAGUGCCACCUGUCAAUGCCCAUCAAUGCCAGCUGUCAGUGCUCAUCAAUGCCACCUGCCAGUGCCCAUCAGUGCCUACCAGUGCACAUCAAUGCCACAUAUCAGUGCCCAUCUGAGCUGCCUUUCAGUGUCACCUAUCAGUGCCAGUCAGUGCCACCUAUCAAUGCCAGUCAGUGCCACCUAUCAGUGCUGCCAUUCAGUACCAUCUAUCAGUGCCAGUCAGUG
Molecule: messenger RNA, 405 nt
Organism: Staurois parvus
Lineage: Eukaryota; Metazoa; Chordata; Amphibia; Anura; Ranidae
Source: the annotation of a GenBank genome assembly